AUGGAUUCAGGUUACAACAGAACUGAGCCUCCGGAGGUGAAAAGUGUUCUUGCCAAACUACAUGAGAAUAAGAAAAUAGCCAGUGCUACUCAUAACAUAUAUGCAUACAGGAUAUACUGUGAAGACAAGCAGACUUUCUUACAGGAUUCUGAAGACGAUGGUGAGACAGCUGCAGGUGGCCGUCUUCUCCAUCUCAUGCAGAUCUUGGAUGUUCGCAAUGUCUUGGUUGUGGUGUCUCGGUGGUAUGGUGGUAUCUUGCUUGGACCAGAUCGCUUUAAGCAUAUCAACAAUUGUGCUAGGAAUAUACUGGUGGAGCAGAACUACACUAAUUUUUCGGAAAAUGUAUCUAAGCAGGCGGGGAAGAACAAAAGAACAAGGAAAGACAAGAAGAAAACUGAAUGCUAAUUCAUUUAUAAAAAUGUACUUUGACCUAUUUGGACUUGGUUAAAUAGAGCUGUUCAGUUGCUGAAAGGAACUUCUGAAUCAAAAAUAUUUCCUGUUGCUACAAAAUAUUUCCUUAUUGAGAAAGAUUUGGCAGCAGACUCAGAAAACCUUUUCAAAUUUGCUCAAGACUGAACUCUUAAGCAAAUGUGCUUUCCUGAAAAUUCUGUUAUAUUAAUUGAAGAAUCAUUAAACCAGACGUGUUGUAGAUUCCUUAUUGUCUCCUCAUCCUUAGUGGAUCUAUGAUGACAUAGGGUGGAAGUCUGUACUGGGCUUUUGGUUCCCAGUUCUCUGAUUUGUAGUGGUCUGUGCUGUUGCCAGGUGGGCAAACUAGUUCUUACAGUUAAUAUUUUUAACAACAUAUAACUUGUUACUGUUGAAAAUAGUGGAAUGUAAAAUUAGUUAACUCUGAAUUGUAUACUUUUAACUGAUUCAAAUCUGUACUUUUACAAAGAUGAAUGAAAGAAGCAGGGCGGGUCAAUACCUUCUUUUGUAUUCUGUUCAAUGUUAUCAUUUUAUUUCACCUCACCAGACCCAAAACAUCAACAGCCACUGGUAAAGACAAGAUCUGGUGCCAGGACAGUACAGGAUGGAGGAGGAGUCAUAUGCCUGAGGACAGAAUGGAAUUGAAAGCUUUCAAAAAUAUGAUUACAUUCGUUCUUCACCAUUUUAUCAAUGAACUUUUUAAAAGCUCUGAUUUUUUAAAAUAUUGUUCAGUAUCUUAGAACUCUGAGUGUGGAAGGCAUAGUUUUCCUGCAUUCUCUUCCGUUGCUGUGGCUUUUUCUGUCCCCUGGAAGGAUCAGUACUGGCAUUGCGGGUCCAGUAUGGAGGAGUAUCUGUGUGUACCGGGAACCCUGGAGUGAGGAAGGGCAAGAAGUCAAAACUGAUCUUCCUUCCUGUUCCACAAGCACAGCUCUGCUGAGGGGAGGGGACAGUUUUAUUCCCUUGUCUGUUUUUGCUCCAGUCUGUGUAUCCUUGUGGCUGUUCUCUGCAAUCCUGCACCCCAGGAAUGGUCUUUCUGGGGGCUGAGAGAAGUUGCAGCAGUGGAGAACAUGGGAAAACUGUCUGCUUUGUACACACAGAUAGCAGCACAUUGUCCAGUAUUGUCAUUUAACAAGUGGAGGGACCCACAAGGACUCAUGGGGGCAUCUUAUUCCCCUCACACUAUUCUUUCCCAUUCCUGAAAUCCCCAACAGCCUCCCCUUUUUCUGCUUCCUUCUCCCCUUCCCACCCACCAGCCUACUUACCUUUGUC
Gekko japonicus is the source of this 1695-nucleotide messenger RNA. Its product is annotated as protein IMPACT-like. Gene Ontology annotation, biological process: regulation of translational initiation. The coding region runs from base 1 to 405 and encodes 134 amino acids. Gene Ontology annotation, cellular component: cytoplasm. The record is from RefSeq and is a predicted model, not a curated record. The transcript has 5 exons. NCBI's taxonomy places the organism in Eukaryota, Metazoa, Chordata, Lepidosauria, Squamata, Gekkonidae.